Molecule: messenger RNA, 1155 nt
Organism: Dentiscutata heterogama
Lineage: Eukaryota; Fungi; Glomeromycota; Glomeromycetes; Diversisporales; Gigasporaceae
Source: the annotation of a GenBank genome assembly
AUGACAACACUCGGACAACGUUGGAGUUCCGCUCCUACUAUAAUACAUGGUGUGGAAUAUUUGAUCUUUGUCUUUUUAAUAUUUGGGUUAUUACGAUUGUGGUAUGUUAAUUAUCUAUGGAAAAAAGAGGAAAAUAGAAUCGCGGAAAUUAGAGCAAAAAUAGAAAAAGAAUUAGACGAGAGUACUGAUGCGCCAAUAAUAAAUCCAGUCACUAAUGGACCUAAUAACCAGUCAUCAAGAUUAACACACGUACCUGACUCAACAGUUCCUCCAAAUGGAACGACGUCUGCAUCUGCUGGUCUAAAUACAUCUACAGUUGGAGUUCCUAUGUCUACGUUUGGCCCUUCUACAUCAAUUACUGGCCCCUCUAUGUCAAUUACCGGCCCUUCUAUGUCAAUUACCGGCCUUUCUACAUCGAUCACUGGUCCUUCUACAUCGAUCACUGGUCCUUCUACAUCGAUCACUGGUCCUUCUACAUCGAUUAUUGGUCCUUCUACAUCGAUUACUGGUCCUUCUACAUCGAUUACUGGUCCUUCUACAUCGAUUAAUGGUACUUCUACAUCGAUUAAUGGUCUUUCUACAUCGAUUAAUGGUCUUUAUACAUCGAUUAAUGGUCUUUCUACAUCGAUUACUGGCCCUUCUACAUCGAUUACUGGUCCUUCUACAUCGAUUACUGGCCCUUAUACAUCGAUUACUGGUCUUUCUACAUCAAUUGCUGGUCUUUCAACAUCAAUUACUGGUCCUUCUACAUCAAUUACUGGUCCUUCUACAUCAAUUAUUGGUCCUUCUACAUCAAUUACUGGCCUUUCCACAUCGACUGCAGGCCCAUCUACAUCAACCAUCGGCCCAUCUACAUCAACGAUUGGUCCAUCAAUAUUUACCAGCCCUUCCACAUUAUUUCUUGGCCAAAAUCAUACUUUAUCUAGUCAAGCACCGAUAAAUUUUGCCAAUACCAAUAUACAAUCAACGCCUUUUGCGCCUAACGCUUGGCUACGCGAUGGUUCACCGGUUCAAGUUAAAGUUCCUCACGCCAAAUAUCGUACUACACCCUUCGUUACUCCUAUGACAUCUAAUGAGCGGUCAGUCAGUAUUAAAAGACGGGUUCAUGGAGGCAUGCCUCCAGACCCGGAUCCGGAUGAAGGAAUUGAAUAUUAA